This is a messenger RNA of Drosophila teissieri, 5404 nucleotides long. RefSeq lists its product as uncharacterized. NCBI's taxonomy places the organism in Eukaryota, Metazoa, Arthropoda, Insecta, Diptera, Drosophilidae. The transcript is spliced from 3 exons. The record is from RefSeq and is a predicted model, not a curated record. Gene Ontology annotation, molecular function: protein binding. The coding region runs from base 127 to 4791 and encodes 1554 amino acids.
GAUGGUCACUCCUGACCAGAGAGACGCAACAAUAUAGCAAUUCUGAACUUGGCUCGAGUGUUUUUCAGCACGGAUUGAUAAUAUGCCGUAGGUGCGGCCCAGCGCGGAUCAUCAGCAGCAGCAGCGAUGGCCUACAUCAACAUCGCCGAGUGGACGCCCGACCAGGUCACCGACUGGAUCAAAGGUCUGGACGAGUCUAUGAAAGGGUAUUUGUACGAGUUCUCCAAGCAGGAGAUCGGCGGACGGGCGUUGCUCAACAUACGGCCAUACGAGCUGGAGAAUCUGGGCAUGCUGCGCAUUGGCCAUCAGGAGAUCGUGCUGGAGGCGGUGGAGAACUUAAGGAACUUUCAUUAUCACCUGAAAAAUGACAAUCUGCAGUUCAUGGCCUUGCAUGUGGCCACGGCGGCCAAAAAUCUGCAUCGCGAACUGGCCAGGAAUCAUGCGGAGAGCACCAAGAUCGAUACCCGGAUACUGCACGAUAUUACCAGGACGAUAGCCACUCUAAAACCAUUGGUGGGCAGCCUGGAGCGAACACCGUUCCGUAAGCAGGAGAUGUACCGCGAGUAUUGUGGCAAUGUGCUCAAAUGCGGCCUGGAGCUGGCCACAAUUGCCCAUCGGGAUCGUUUUGCACUGCAGCCGGUGCCAGCGAUUCGACAGUCGGCGGAACGGCUCGAGAAUCUUGCCAACUUUGUGAUCCAGGACAUAUCUGAUCCCAUGGUACUGCAGCCUGCCUCCCUGAACCUUGUCACCCUAAAAAAACGCGAAUCCGAGUUGGGUUUCAACAUAGAGUCCAGUUAUAAUGGCAUUCACCGCGUCACGGAUAUCAAGUACAACUCACCAGCUCACAAUUCCGGAAAAAUCGAAGAUGGCGACGAGAUUGUGCAGAUCAACUAUCAGACUGUGGUGGGAUGGCAGCAUCGCACAGUGCUGGAGCAUCUGAGGGAAGCGCUUCCAGAUGUGGUGCUGACGGUGAAGAAGCGGCCCAAGCACACGAAGAUGUUUGGACAGAUCUAUAUGCAGCCGUACAGGUUGCCCAGCAAGAAGAGGAACAUGGCCGCUCGCUGGGCGGCACAGAUGCCAAGUCCACGCUCUGCCUUUUUAACCCUGGACACGGAGCAACUGGCAACGGGAGGAACAGGAAGCACCGUGCCAGAUCCCAGUAAAUCCCUAAGCAGUGAGAAAAGAGAGGUGCUUACCAAGGUCAAUCCAGUGUCCUCUGCCUCAGAUUCAGACUCCAGCUGCAGUGAUAUUCCAACACCCACGGAUCCCAAGUUAGCCGCACGGGAGAUCCGAUUGUAUUACCCAAAGCCAAGAGCUUUGCUUCAACGAAGAAACACUAUUUGUGGAUGCGAGUAUCUCAGCCUGAAAAACUCGGAUCUAGUCGUUCCAUCGUGGCACGAAAGGAAGCCAGGAGUUGGUUCGCCCGCCAACUGCGAUCCUGGUUCGCCCAGCAUUCGUGAUAAGUCGAUAUCCUUUGGUUAUGGUCUAGAGAUGACCGCAAGGCCCACCACUUGUAUCGGAAUUGCGGGCGAUACCUCCACGGACAAGGCCAGGCGAAUGUUUCAUGAGGUGAGAAAACUAAAGCAGCUGACGGAGGACUCGCAGCGCGAAUUCCUCGUGGAUCGUUACAAGCCGGGAGUCAGCAAAGUAGUUCGAUUCGACGCCAAGGAAGAUUAUGUGAUGAAGAAUGAAAAGUUUAUCUGCAACGUUGAGAAUACCAUACUGGAGACCUUUGAACCAAUUCCCUUUGCGGAUGAGGGAGACGAGGAUGCCUUGGAAACGCUGCGCAACUGCAAAACAGAAAACGCCGAGGAGCUGCUAGAGGCAAUAAAUCUGGCGACCAGAGGUCAGGAUUUGCCCCUGGCCGAGGCCAUUAAUAUGCCUUUGCUGCAGCAGGGUCGAAGGGGGCGAUUGGACAAGAGUCAUAGUACUCCGGCAUACGACAAUUCUGGUGAGGAAUCGGAUACGCCGCCAGCGAUUGAGCCAAGAAAGGAGUUUCUGCUCGUCACACCUCCAGCACCGCCGCCGCGACCUCGCAAGCAGAGGGAAAUGACGCCACCGGCGGUGCCCCCACCUCCACCAAAACCAGCUAGCAUGCAACCGGCUAGUAGUGUCACUAGUAUCUCCAUUCCCGUGCCAGUACCUGUGCCAGCCGCAGUCGAUCCCUCGGAGAUCAGUGAGCUGCAUACGCCCAGUAAAUCCCGCACUCUGACCCUUAAAAAGAAGCACAGCUUAAUGGCCAAGCGGCGGAACACAAAUCUCAAGCUGUUGGGCACUGGCGACAUCCAAGGUCAUCUGUACAGGCGCAAAAAAAAUCAUCGCGGUGUAACUUACUGGGCAAGGAUCUAUUUCGUGAUGCUGGAUACAAUACUGUACGGAUUUCGCAGUAAGCAGAGUACCAGUGCCAGCUUGGUAAUCUUUUUGCCUGGCUUUACGGUUUCAUUGGCAAAAGAAGUGCACUCCAAGCCGCAUGCCUUUAAAGUUUACCACACGGCCAAGAGCUUCUACUUUGCGGCCGAGUCGCUGGACGCACUUAACCAGUGGGUGGACUUCUUGCGCCAGGCUUCGCUCAAAGUGCCGCCAAGUACGGGUUCAAAAGGCGGCGGUGAUGCAAAGGACUUGUAUUCGGAGAACGAUAGCUCUGGCGAGGAAUGCGAUGCCCUUGUGAUCCAGAAUCUGAGCACGCCCUCGCCGCAGGGCAAUAAGGAGUCAAUGUCCAUGUCGAUGACACUAUCUGGCGGAACGCCGCCUUCCUCUGCACCCAUUAAGCACGAACGGGGCUAUUUGGACUCGUUUCGCAAGUUUACGAAUACAUUCAAGAGCAGUGCAGCCAAACCGUCGAGCGACAUCCCUGUGCCAACGGAACAGUACCGCAGCUAUAGGAAGGUGCCAGGCGGUAGUUUUGGUAUCCAGAUUGGUGCCAAUACCCCGGGCUACCAUGAUCCCGCCAUGCCGCCUACACAGAUUCCACCUUUGGUGGGUCCCAAGCUAUCGCGUAGCUCCAGUAGAAGUUCGGUGGUUAGUGGAACCGAGUCUGCCGUAUCAUUAUCUGCUUCGAUUCUGGGUCCGCCCGCCUCCCCAGCGCCGACGCCUACAGCCACUCCCACCUCGCUGCAGCAUCAGAGCUCCGAGGAGAGUCCAAGUCAGAGCCAGAGCCAGAGUCCCAGUAGCAAGUCGAGUUUGAAGAAGGCACCAUUCAACUUCUUGCACGCCUCAAAUCCGAAUUUGGUGGAAUUCGAUUUCCAUACCUCGAAAACACUACUCCCCAAGAUGAGUGUGGGCAAUACCCUGGACCAUGGUCACAACAUACAAGGCUUUGUGACGCUUAAGGAUCUGAUGCUGCGCAAACAGGAAGAGGAGGCCCAGGAGAUGUACAACAAUCGAGUGCACUUGGGAGUGGAAAAGCACAAGCAUGCACGCACGGAAUCCACGGCCAGUCAGCAGAGCGCCAUGAGCAGCAGCGUGACAAAGCCGCUGGAGAAGCUGCCCAAGAUCCAGAGCGUGAGUCUGCCCAAAACGCCCGACUACGAGAUUAGUUUCAAGCCUGACGACGAGAGUAUUAAGAGAACUAGAACUAAGGAAGGCCAGAAGUUGCGCGACUUUGGCUACGAGCUGAUAUGCGGGGAUGAGCCGAGCACCAGCUCUAGCAGCCGACAAGAGCAUCAUCACCAUCAUCAUCAACACCACCUGCAGCAUGUGCAACAGCUGCAGCAGCAUCAACAGCAUCAGCAGUCGCAGCAGCAACACAGCAGCAAGGCCAAGCACUUCUUGCGCUCCCAGCAGUUACAGCUCUCCAGUUUCCUGCACAAGACCAGCAGCGGCGGCAGCGGCAAGACUUCCGGAUCCGGUGCGGAUCAGAAGAAGUCCAAGGGAAAAUCGAGCAGCGAUCGCCGGUUUCCCUUCUCGAAGCACUCAACUGGCUCCACGGGCAGCGGCUGUACACCGGGUCAUGCGAUGACUAUGACGCUGCCGCUGAACAAGAAGUCCAAAUCGAAUCACGCCUUAGAUGGAGCCGUGAGCAAUGGAGUAGCCAUCACUGGCAGUGGCAGCAGCAUCAAGAAAAGCCAGACGUACAAUCAGGAUUUGCGAGACAAGAUAGUGGGCACCAAGUACGAUGCGCAUCGCAAGAACUCGGCACCGAUACCGAUCUUUUCGAAGCUCUCCAUAUCGGGCGGCACGCCGGCGAAGCCUUCCAAGGAGAAUCGCUUCCUGGGCUCACCGCUGCUGCAUCGCACACUGUUCGGGCACCAUCAUCAUCAGCAGCAGACAGUUACGCCACCAAGCAGUGCGGAUCCUGAUUGCGAUCAGGAGAUCUUCUCCCAGAUCACCUUGCCCACGCACAAUCAGGCGGGCUAUAGAAGUUACCGGGGACCAGGCAUUAUAACCACCUCGACCACUAAUUUGUGCUCGUCGGAGGGCUUGCAACCGCCGCUGCCGCCAGCACCACCGCCUCCCGUCAACGCCAGCAGACCAAGAGAGGAGGAGCCAGCGGAGGCAACGAUAUCAGAGAGUGCAGCCACUCCAAAAGUGUCCAGUUCGGGCUCGGUGGAUUCGAAAGCGGCAACGCCGGACUACCCAAAUAUGGAGUGCCCGCCUGUCUUUGAGCCGGAAAUUUACUCGCUCAGCGAUACCAGCUUGUCCCGCAUCAUGAUGCGGACGCCCAGCAGUAGUGGUGGCACCAGUGUCACCGCCACCGCCACCGCUACCGCCAGCACCAACAACAACAAUAAUAAUAACACCAACAACAACACCAACAGCAGUCCCAGUGGCGGCGAACACCAUCAGACAUAGAUGUGUGAUGAAAACUAUUGUGAAUGCUCUCGGGGAUUAGCCCCCGUUUACUUAUGUAUUUAUACACACGCAUAUAGAGAUAUAUAUAUAUUAUAUAUAGCGAUAUUCUCGUACGAUAUAGGUAUACAACUUGUUCAUUUUGAUCGUCUUCCCUGUCUGUCCACCAGCAACAAAACACACGCAUACCUGCAAUCCCUUCGAUUCGAAACCCACUUAGAUGUAAAUGUUUAAUCUGCCUUAUUUGCAUUGUAUUUCGGUUCUAGGCAAAAUGUUUUACACAUGUAUUCACGCAAGCAAAAUAAUUAAUAAUGAAUUAUAGCGAAAAUGAAGAGAAAACUUUAGAAGUCUGUGCAUCGAACAAAGACAGUUCUUUAUGAUUUGCCUUUGUACGCGAUUAACCAAGUUAAUCCGAGCUGUUUGAUUUGCUCAACAGUUUGUGUCUAGAUUGCGUGUAUUAUACGUACAUAUAUUAUAAUGCGAAAAGAGAUAUUAUUGUAGCGGCAUCCAGCGACACCAAUGGAGCCACAAAUGUUGUAGCAAAUACAAGAAAUAUAUAUACACAAUUACACGAAAUAUACAUGCAUACGAAUAAAGUCAACUGUAUAUAAUGAUA